AUGCAGAAACCCGGUGCGCCACAAAACGCCCAGCACCAGGACUUCUUCUUCUUUGGCGGCGGCGGCGAGUCUUUGGAGGAUGUCGGCGGGUUUGUCGGCGCAGCUGCGCGCCACCAAUUGGCGCACGCGGAGACGUUUGCGCGCACAUUGCCCCGGAGGUCAAAGCAGCAAAACCCCAAGUUCCCGACGAGCAAAAAGAUUUUCCCCUGGAUGAAAGAGUCCAAGCCCUCGAAUCAGAAACACGGCAGGGGGGUCGCAGACUGCACCGUCAACGAGAAGUGCUCUGGCGUGACCCCGGCCUCCAAGAGGAUGCGCACCGCGUACACGAGCGCGCAACUGGUGGAGCUGGAGAAGGAGUUCCACUUCAGCCGCUACCUGUGCAAACAGCGGCGCGUGGAGAUGGCCGACCUGCUCAACCUCCACGAGAGGCAGAUCAAGAUCUGGUUCCAGAACCGGAGGAUGAAGCAGAAGAAGGACGAGAGAGUGCAGGGCCCCACCACCACCACCACCACAUCGUCCUCCUCCACCCCGUCCUCCCCCUCCGCCCCGGGCAGCCCCACUCUGUCGAGCCUGGGUUAUGUCCAUCUGGGCGGGGAUUUCCAUCCGGCCUCCCCUCGGCUCAAGUCCCAGCAACACCAGUCCCAACCCGCGUACCCGGCAGAAUACCCCAAAUAUCCCGCUGCAGGCUUCACGCACGACCCGCAGUUCAACGUGCGGUACGAGGCGCACACCACCUCACGCGCAGCCGACCCAAACGUGGAUCUCAACGGUUCAUAUUUCCAACCGAGCUGCACGCAUGAGGACAGAAUCAUGCAAGCUCCCAAACUGACUCAUUUGUAG
This is a messenger RNA of Pseudoliparis swirei, 840 nucleotides long. Its product is annotated as homeobox protein Hox-D3-like. Bases 1 to 840 code for a protein of 279 amino acids. The transcript is spliced from 2 exons. The record is from RefSeq and is a predicted model, not a curated record. Gene Ontology annotation, molecular function: RNA polymerase II cis-regulatory region sequence-specific DNA binding; DNA-binding transcription factor activity, RNA polymerase II-specific. Lineage: Eukaryota; Metazoa; Chordata; Actinopteri; Perciformes; Liparidae. Gene Ontology annotation, biological process: regulation of transcription by RNA polymerase II. Gene Ontology annotation, cellular component: nucleus.